Messenger RNA from Tigriopus californicus, 1710 nucleotides. Its product is annotated as amiloride-sensitive sodium channel subunit beta-like. The record is from RefSeq and is a predicted model, not a curated record. Gene Ontology annotation, biological process: sodium ion transmembrane transport. Gene Ontology annotation, cellular component: membrane. The coding region runs from base 92 to 1708 and encodes 538 amino acids. The transcript is spliced from 4 exons. Gene Ontology annotation, molecular function: ligand-gated sodium channel activity. NCBI's taxonomy places the organism in Eukaryota, Metazoa, Arthropoda, Copepoda, Harpacticoida, Harpacticidae.
UGUGCCUUCAAGCUCCUUGGAUAGACAUUGUUCCAUUUGUUCUGGAACAUAAGAAAUCUUCAAACUUGAUUGUCAGCUCCUUAAUGACAAAAUGACCAUCCGGCUGACAAACUCAGCUGUGAACAACAAAUCGCCCAAUGCUAAUGUUCCAAACAAAAAGGCAUCACUUUGGGAAAAGACCAGUAUCCCUGGAUAUACACAAGCCAAGGAAAGAGAGAAAAUAUCGAUGACAAGAAAGAAGAUAUGGCUGGCUUUGAUGGUUUUAGGCUUGUUACUCACAUUAUACCAAGUUCAAACUGUUCUCACAGAAUAUGGCAAGUAUCCCAUAACCACAAACAUCAUGGUUGAAGAAGCUCCACGCCAAUUUCUGCCUGCCAUUACGGUGUGCACUUACAAUCGGAUCAAAUGCACUUUCCUUCAGCGAGAGCUUAACAAUUGUUUCGCUAAAAACUGCUCCAAUCUGUCGCAUUUUUGUAAAUUGGGAUUGAGUUCCGGAUGUUCUUUAACGAUGGCCUUGGCCAAUGUGAACAAUAGUCAGCCCGUGGGUUUCAACAAGACUUGCCCUGAUGAAGCUGCCAAAUUGGAGUGGAGCAUCAAAAACUCCUUCAAUACGUCCAAUAUCGAUGACCAAGAAUUGGACGAUAUCUUCGCUGCGUUUGAUCCCGAGGACCGCAGGAAGAUUGGCAUGAACAAAGAGUUGAUGGUCAAGAUUUGUAUGGCUACCAAACAGAAUUGCUCCCAAUUCUUUGAGAUCAAGACUACCAACAUUGUCUCCCGAGGGAACUGCUUUGGAUUUAAUCAAAAUGGUUCCAUCCAAGUGCGCCCUGGUCCCACAGAGGGGAUCACUUUGGAGUUCUAUUUGGCUCGAGAUGAGUUUAUUUGGCACAAACUGAACAACAAGGAGGGUCUUCGUGUGGUUCUUCAUCAACCCAGAGAGGUUCCACUCAUCGAGGAAUUGGGAGUAGAUGUCUUACCCGGAACAGCCACUAGUUUCAGUUUGCACUCUAAGCAAAUCAAACGCCAACCAGACCCCUAUCCAUCCAAGUGUGUCACAUCGUGGAACGAAACCCUUUUCACUGAAGAGGCAUUUCCCAUUGUUAAAAGUCGAAGAUACACCCAAGUUGGAUGCACCAGAUUCUGCCUCCUUGAGCAUUUGGUAUUUGAAUGCGAUUGCAUUUUUGAUGUCUAUGACGAUAUGAACGUGAGAGAUCUUCACCGAGAGAUCAAUGUCCCACCCUUUGACUAUUGUUCCAUGCGAAACGAGACCCAACGAAAGUGCAUUGAUGAGCAAUACGAUCGCUACAAUAACGAAGAAUGCCGAUGUCAACCUAGUUGUAAUGAGACCAUUUAUGAAAUCCAAACCUCGUCGCUGACCUGGCCGUCCAAAAUUGGAUGGUUUUAUAAAUCUCGAGAAUUGAAUGUGAGCUCUUUCCUCUUUGAUUACAAACCCAUUAACACGAGCAUGCUGGACGAUGAAGCUCUUAUUGCUCCAAUACGCAAGGAUAUCCAGGAAAACCUUCUUCGUUUGGAUUUUUAUUUCGCGUCUGGAAGUCGAACCAUUAUUCAAGAAGAUCCAGUCUAUCCGGAUUUUUUCAGCCUUCUCACAAAUCUGGGGGGAGCUCUAUCAUUGUGGAUGGGGAUUUCUUUUAUUGUUGUAGUGGAGGUUUUGGAAGUGUUUAUCGAUAGUAUAUUAAAAUGUAUACGAUAAAA